Rhagoletis pomonella (apple maggot) is the source of this 1002-nucleotide messenger RNA. Its product is annotated as glycoprotein-N-acetylgalactosamine 3-beta-galactosyltransferase 1-like. The transcript is spliced from 3 exons. Gene Ontology annotation, molecular function: N-acetylgalactosaminide beta-1,3-galactosyltransferase activity. Lineage: Eukaryota; Metazoa; Arthropoda; Insecta; Diptera; Tephritidae. The record is from RefSeq and is a predicted model, not a curated record. Bases 29 to 673 code for a protein of 214 amino acids. Gene Ontology annotation, cellular component: membrane.
UUUUUGCUUUUUGUUUAACUAAGUUUCAAUGGCGACAAAUCACACGCCUCUCAUUCCGACAGGAACUCGAUCGAAUCGACGCUCCUUGCUUUCGCUCAUAGUGGGACUGGUUGUCGGAUUCUGUCUAGCGGAAAUGUUCAUAAUGUCAACGCCUUCCCAUCCCGAAUACUCCCCAUAUGCGGGACAUAAACAUGGCGACAUAAAUGACCCACACAACAGUCAUGAUAUGCUCGGCGAGGAGGGACCGGAAGCGGAUGUUGGCACACAUCAGCAUGCAUUCGAAAAUAAUAGUUUAGCCACAAAAUUAACUAACGAAGUUCGAGUACUGUGUUGGAUUAUGACAAAUCCCAAGAAUCACAAGUCCAAGGCACGCCACGUUAAGCGAACGUGGGGACGGCGUUGUAAUAAGCUUUUGUUUAUGAGUACUGAGAAAGAUGAAGAGCUGGGCUCGGUGGCGUUACCGGUAGGUGAGGGUCGCAACAAUUUAUGGGGGAAGACGAAGGAGGCUUUCAAAUACAUACAUGCCCAUCACUUGGACGAGGCAGAUUGGUUCUAUAAAGCGGACGAUGAUACGUAUGCUGUCAUAGAAAAUAUGCGAUACAUGUUAUAUCCUUAUUCGCCACAGACGCCUAUAUAUUUUGGCUGCAAAUUUAAGCCUUUCACGAAACAGUGAUAGAAAUCUUUGAGCGGUACUUGAAACUUGGUUUCGCUUUUAAAGGCCUUUGACAUACAUAUUUGUAUUUUUCGGUCGUCAAGUGUGUUUAGGCCAGCAUCCUAAACAGUUCAAUUUAAGACCCAACCUAAUACUUUUUAAUACACAAUAGUUAGCUACAAAACGGCGUUUUAAAAACGAUAUGUAUGUUAAAAUUUCCUUUGCGGGAUAAACAGUUUUCGUGGGCUAAACUAAUUAGCAGAAAGAAGAACGAAUUUUACUUAUCUUGCGAGUAUCCAAAUAAUCUGACGUCCUAGAGCCACCACGCUUCAUCGCCUUCGAAAUUUAAG